Phycomyces blakesleeanus NRRL 1555(-) is the source of this 1556-nucleotide messenger RNA. RefSeq lists its product as hypothetical. Gene Ontology annotation, molecular function: ATP binding; galactokinase activity. The transcript has 3 exons. NCBI's taxonomy places the organism in Eukaryota, Fungi, Mucoromycota, Mucoromycetes, Mucorales, Phycomycetaceae. Gene Ontology annotation, biological process: galactose metabolic process; carbohydrate phosphorylation. The record is from RefSeq and is a predicted model, not a curated record. The annotation marks the transcript as partial. Gene Ontology annotation, cellular component: cytosol; cytoplasm.
AAUGUCGGUUACUGUCCCUGUCUACGAUACCCUCGAAAGCAUCUAUGACAUUUCUUCUGUUGCAAAACAAGGUGUUCGCUACAACCGACUAAUCGACCAGUUUACCGAGACUUAUGGCCGUAAACCCGAAUUCAUCGUUCGCUCCCCGGGUCGUGUCAAUCUCAUUGGAGAACAUAUUGACUACUGUGGUUUUGGUGUACUCCCAAUGGCCAUCGAACGUGAUGUAGUCAUCGUUGGCGCUACAACAGACGCAGAUUCAAAGACCCGCCUUACCAAUGCGGAUCCCAAAUACCCUCCCAGAGAGUUUGAUUAUGAAGGAAAGGAAAAGGUGGUUACAAUUGAUGCCAGUGAGCUCGAAUGGUCCAACUAUUUCAAGUGUGGCUACAAGGGUAUGUUGGAGCGUGCCAAUCUUGACAAGCCCAAGGGUCUUUCUCUUUUGGUUGAUGGAAAUGUACCAGCCGGUGGUGGACUGUCUUCUUCUGCUGCAUUUGUUUGUGCAUCUGCCCUGGCCGUUAUUGUUGCUAACAAGUUGCCAUCUACCAAGCAAGAGCUGACCGAGAUUGCGAUCGUGGCCGAGCGUAAUGUGGGUGUGAACUCUGGAGGAAUGGACCAAAGCGCUUCCGUAUUUUCCGAAAAGGACUAUGCGCUCCGUGUUGAGUUCGUUCCUCGACUUUCAGCCCAGCGUGUCAAACUUCCCCAGACAAAGCCUGCUCUGGCUUUUGUUAUUGCCAACACUCUCGUAAAGGCCGACAAGUUUGUUACCGCGCCCCGCCACUACAAUUUGCGUGUCGUCGAGACCAAGAUGGCCGGACUCUUUCUUUCAAAGGCGCUCGGAUUGCCAAAGACAGUCGAUACUCUCAAGGAAGUCUUGGAUCUCUACUUUGCCUCGUCUAGCCUGACCGAAGAACAGAAGCUCACUCAGCUGCUCGAACGUGCCGAAGAACUUUUCCCCGAGGAAGUUGCCAGCGGAGGAAACGGUUAUACUCUCGAUGAAGUUUCUGCUAUGGUUGGCUGGUCCAAGGAUGAGCUUCAUGAAAAGUACAUGUCUAGAUUCCCAGUCCAGACAGACUUCUUUAGAGUUCGCCAGCGUACACAUCACGUACUUACCGAGGCUCGCCGUGUUUACCAGUUCUCUGAUGCGUGUGAAGAUCAAUCGAGUGACAACACCGUCAAGGUUCUGGGUGAAUUGAUGAACGAAUCCCAGGACUCAUGCAAGAACAUGUUUGAUUGCUCGUGCCCGGAAAUUGAGCAGAUUUGCGAAAUUGCUCGUCGUCACGGUGCCUAUGGUGCACGCUUGACCGGUGCUGGCUGGGGAGGAUCUACUGUGAUGUUGACAGAUGUAACUAACGUGGAUAAGCUGAUCAAUGCUAUCAAGGAUGAGUAUUAUCGCCCAACCUUCCCAACCAUGUCAGAAGAAGAGUUGGAUGACGCCAUCCUGUCCACAAAACCAUGCAGUGGCUCUGCUGUGUUUGAUGGAUUUAAGCAAUAAGGUGUUAAAUUUGAUAUUUUGUGUGUGUGUAUAUAUAUAUGUAUGUGUGUAUAAAAGGCAAAUAAUA